Molecule: messenger RNA, 2238 nt
Organism: Puccinia triticina
Lineage: Eukaryota; Fungi; Basidiomycota; Pucciniomycetes; Pucciniales; Pucciniaceae
Exons: 10
Coding region: 1-2238 (745 amino acids)
Biological process (GO): phosphatidylinositol metabolic process
Molecular function (GO): phosphatidylinositol kinase activity
Source: RefSeq, a predicted model, not a curated record
AUGAGCACACGCACCGAAGAUCCUCAAGCACCUUUGGCUCCACGUCAAAGCGAGCCAGGAAUAGUGACUGGUGAAUCUGGAACAUGUGUUGUUUCAGUUGUUUUUGCCAAUGAGUUAGAAGUCACGCUGUCAGUCAACGAUCCCAUCUCUCUGCGCAUUUUCCGAGUUACUCAAGCAGCCAUUGCAUCCCCCUGUGAUCCGCCCUUUUCAUCUGGCGCGUCGAUGGGACAGAAACAAGCCCGAUCUGCAAGUCAUGGCGGGCAGAAUAACCGGUCUAUGCCACCAACAGCACCCAGCCUACACACCCGCCCACCCACACCCAUCCCACUCCCAGAACCCGCACACCACCCCAGCCAGCCCCCAGCAGCCCUCCAGCCCAUCCAGCACCCGCCCUAUGCACGCUCAGCAUCCCACUGCUCCAUGCCCACCCAGCCGCCCCUCGCACGCCUUGCACCUACCAGAUCCUCCGAACACACCCCCAUCAGCCCCACCAAACACGACUGCUUCGACGACCAGCUCGCACGCCAUGCCCAGCGCUCCAACCGCGACCACCCCAGGCGCAGAGUCUCCGGCCCCAACAACGACGUCCAGGGCGGCGUGCUCGUCGGAAACCUCAUCGGCGAGGGCCACGUCAACUACGUGCUCAUGUACAACAUGCUUACCGGCAUCCGCAUCGGCGUCUCGAGGUGCCAGGCUAAGGUCCGCAGACCACUCACCGAUGCCGACUACACCGCCCGCCACAAGUUCACGUUUGAUGUGGUCGGCAACGAGCUGACACCGUCGGCCAAGUACGACUUCAAGUUCAAGGACUAUGCCCCCUGGGUCUUCCGCGAGCUGCGCGAAUACUUCCACCUCGAUCCAGCCGACUACCUCCUGUCGCUGACGGCGAAAUACAUCCUCUCCGAGCUCGGCUCGCCCGGCAAGUCGGGCUCGUUCUUCUACUUCAGCCGGGACUACCGCUUCAUCAUCAAGACCAUCCACCCGGCAGAGAACAAGUUCCUGCGCUCGAUCCUCAAGGACUACCACGAGCACGUCAAGGCCAACCCGCACACGCUGCUCUCGCGCUUCUACGGGCUGCACCGGGUCAAGCUGCCCCGCGGGCCCAAGAUCCACUUCGUCAUCAUGAACAACCUCUUCCCCCCACACCGGGACAUCCACGAGACCUUCGACCUCAAGGGCUCCGCCGUCGGCCGCGAGUAUCCCGAGGAGAAGGCCAAGGCCGGCUCGGUGCUCAAGGACCUCAACUGGAUCCAUCGCGGGCGCAAGAUCGAGCUCGGGCCGACCAAGAAGGGCCUCUUCGAGGAGCAGCUCAAGCGCGACACCUCGCUCCUCCAGCACCUCGGCAUCAUGGACUACAGUCUGCUCAUCGGGCUCCACGACAUGGCCCGGGGGAACAGCGAGGGGCUGCGGGACGACCAGCUGCGGGUCUUCCAGCCCGUCGCCGACGGCCAGUCCCCCGCCGCCGCCCAGCCGCUCUCGAACUCCUCCCUCGUCGGCGCCGCCUCGGCCUCUUCGCACCCGGCCGCCGGGCCGAGCACGGCGUCGCCCCCGGGCGGGGUGGUCGUCCCGGCGGUGGUCCCCGGCGUCGGGAGCACGGGGGUCUCGCUGGGCGGCGGGGGAAGCCUGCACCGGAAGAGCACGACGACGAAGCGCGGGCCCCCCGCGGCGUCCGGCUCGGGGGCGCCCGCCGCGGCGUCCGAGCAGGAGCUCGCCGCCUCCGCCCUGCGCAAGGCCAUCCACUCCUCCGACCCCCAGAUCUUCGCCCAGUACGCCCACAGACUGCCCGCCAAGGACCGCUUCAUCGAGAAGAAGAAGUUCAUCUUCUACCAGGACGAGGGCGGCUUCAUGGCCUCCGACGACGCCAACGCGCCCCUGCCGGUCAUCUACUACCUCGGCAUCAUCGACAUCCUGACGCCGUACUCGUUCGUGAAGAAGUUCGAGCACUUCUGGAAAGGCAUGUCGCACGACAAGGAGAUGAUCUCGGCGGUCCCGCCGGGCGAGUACGGCGACCGGUUCCUCAACUUCCUGUUCUCCGUCAUCCGCGGCGGAGACCCCUCCCUCCGGCCCCGCAUGCACGUCAACCCCCCCGCGCCCUUCCGCUUCCCUCCCCACCCCGUCGCCGCCGCCGUCCCCUCUUCGCUCUCCUCCGGCUCUGGUGCGCUUCACUCCCAGCACGCCAGCUCGACUCCCACCCCCGCGCCGCAGCGCACCCAGCACCCGGGGGCGCCCCAUCCCUAA